CUUAAUAUGGCGACGCACAUAGCAGCGAGCAGCAGCACAUGAGAAUGCUAGCUUACAUGAGCUGGUCGUUGAAUCAUUUUAGUGUAAGUCAGCUCCGUGCCCCUUUGCUAAACAUCUUCUGAUUCCCAAUGUUAAAUGGUCUAGCGAGUCCCUUGUGUUGUUGUGGGAGCGUUACUUAACAGUUAUAUAGAAAUGCGUUAUGGGGUGUCACGUAGCUAACGUCAACCGCUAACAUUCGAGGGAGGCAGUCUGUUGACCUUGUUGCCAGUUUAGUCAUACGCUGUAAUGCAUUAUUUGUGCUCGCUAUUUGAAUAAUUAUGUUAUAUGUGUCAGAAAGUGUAAAAUGUCACCAGUCAGAUAGCUAAUGUUAAUUGUGUGUUAACUUAGCUUGUAGUUGUCACCGUUUCUUACCAUAUAUUUAAUUUGAUAGUCAGCUAUUUGCCCCCUUAGUGACCGUGUUUAAAUUAAGGACGUACUAGUCUCCUACUCUCUAUUUUCACCCUUUAAAUAGUCUUUAAUAAUCAUGUCCAUCCAGCUAACAGGGGUGGUCGUGAGACGUGUCCUGCGCGUAUGCAGUCGCAGGUCUCCAUGGCAACAGCGCAGUUUCUUGUUGACAACAUCAGUAAAUGACACACCUUUCCCGAGUGAGCACAUUUUGAGCACAAGGCAAAGCCAGACAUUCCUCGAUAGAAGUUCAGUCAGGUUUUACUCUCGCGGUGGGAUUCACAAUGAGGACUUGGAGGAGAAGACGCGUCUCUCGUCUCCGGUCGGAGAGUCGUCCCUGUCCGAUGAGAUCUGGCCCGAUGAGACGGGCUCAGAGCGGACACCGAGGAGGCCGCCUUUCCACGACCACCUCCAGCGCUGCCGCUCCCCGUCGGACGUGCUGGACCUCACCACUCGGUACUCGCCCACACUUCGACAGGUCAGCAACUGCAUGACCCGCAUGUGGUCCACCGCCAAGAAGAUGUCCGACGAGCAGCAGCGCUACGAGCUGCAGCUGAUGUUUGAGAACCCCGCGUUCGACAAGCUUCUGCAAAAAGCCAUGAAGAGAGUGGGAGACAUGCGCAACGAGGACGUGGCGUAUUGUCUCCUGAGUAUGGUCCAACUGGGUGUUCCCCAAGGAAGCCGCGUGGUGCAGACUUUCCUGCGAAGCUGUCAGGAGAAUCUGAACGACUUCGAUGAGAAGGGCCUGUCCAUCUUGGCCUCCUGUCUGGAACAUAUGGAGGCCAGCACCAACGUCACUGCCCUUAAAGAGGGCUUGAGGUUGGUAGUUAAGGCCCGUCUCCCCGGGAUCAAGAAUGUUAUUGCUCUUCAGACCAGUAUGCGUCUGUUGGGGAAAGACGCCCCACUGGACCUCAAACGGAAACUCGAGGUGAAGGCUCUAUCAAUGACGGACCAGUUCAGCCUUCCCAACACCCAGUACAUGAUCUCAACUAUGGCCACAACGGGCUUCUACUCCAAACCACUGCUAGAUAUCUGCAGUAGGACGAUUAAAGAAAACCUCCAUGGAAUCCCCUUCAACAGACUGUUUACAGUCCUGCAGUCCUGUCGGGAUUUGCACUACAGAGACUUCGAUCUGCUCACUGGCAUUUCGGAAUACGUUGCCUCUACAAUGGACAUAUGGACCAAAAAACAGGUGGUCCUCUUCCUGUCUGUGAUGGAGAACCUCGCCUUCUGUCCCGCCGCCAUAAUGGAGGCGUUUGCAAAGAAUGUGAGCGCCAAUCCCGACACCCUGACACUUAAAGACCUCCUCUGUAUCCUCAAGGUAUACUCCUAUCUCAACUAUGAUCUGAAGCACCAAAGACAACAGUUCCUGGAGAGUCUGAGCCAGGCGCUGGACUCCUAUCUGCCCAAGAUGUCCGCGUUUGAGUUGUUAAAGGUCGUGUACCAUCUUUGUCUCCUCGGCCACUUCCCCUCCGCACCACUGGAGCAGCUCCUGCAGAGCAGCACGCUGGAGAGGUUUCACGCUACAGUGCCCAGGUUCCUCCCCAACCAGGAGAGGAUGUUUCAGACGGUGAACUUUUGCCUCCGUCUGGAGGCGACCCUGCUCCAUCAGCCGGCGACCGUCCCCCCAUCCCUCCUGGGAGCCCCCAACCCCAGUGGCCAAACAGUCAACCCGUGGCUCUCGCAGGGCCUGCGGAGUCUGCUGGAGGACCAGGCGGACACGACGCUGCAUGAGAUGGUGGUGGUGGAGGACUUCUACCUUGUAGAUGCUGUGAUAACCAAACAGCUGCCACACCAAACCUCUGAGACUGAAGCGAGUAGUUGUGCAGGAGCAGAGAGUCCUCCAGCAGAGAGCAGUCAAAGGAUUGCAGUCAUUUACCCUCCACACUCGGCCUUUUGCUACGGCACGUCUAAUCCCCGCGGCCCUCUGGCUGUUAAGAUUCGCCAUCUGAAGAUGCUGGGCUACGAGCCCAUCUUGGUAACGGAGGAGGAGCUGCAGUCCGAGGAGGACCGGACGGUUUUCCUCCGCAGGCGGAUUUUCUCAGAACACCUCAGCGCCGACUCGCAACCCAAAGUGGAGUCACGGGGGUCUUGAGGACAAAUGCCAAGAGCUAUAUGUGCUUUAGCAGUCCCAAAUUGUGCAAUCAUCAUGAGCACCCAGAUUUUGUUGUGCUGUUAAGAAGUAAUUUGAAGUAUUUCAACAAAUCUGGAUAGACUGCGAUGCACAUGAAGAUUUAUUUUGAUGGGGAUAUAAUCGUUUCUCCUUCGUUUUAUCAUUGUCAUCUGUCUCUAAGUGGCCUCAAAAGCUAAUCGAACGGGUUGCUCUUGCUGAUGCUCGCGCAGGUUGAUGAGUGAGACCGCGACGCCGAAUGAAACCAAUAAAAGCAGAUUGUGCGCCGCUGGCAGAAACUGCACAAAAGCUGCAAGGUGAGCGAGGUAAAGUUUACCCUUUGAAGCAGCCGCGUUGCAGAAAGAAUGACGGAAUAUAAAAAAAAAGAGGGCGAAACACAGGAAAUGGUGUGGCUUGUGUUUGCCUGUUCUGGGUUAUAUCUUGUUCUCAUCGACGUAAGCGACUUUAACUUUCGCAAAACACGCGGUGAUGUUUCUGCCUUCUCAGGAAUUAAAAGAGUGGAAGGAGA
Molecule: messenger RNA, 3083 nt
Organism: Gasterosteus aculeatus aculeatus (three-spined stickleback)
Lineage: Eukaryota; Metazoa; Chordata; Actinopteri; Perciformes; Gasterosteidae
Gene: fastkd2
Product: FAST kinase domains 2
Biological process (GO): regulation of mitochondrial mRNA stability; mitochondrial RNA processing
Cellular component (GO): mitochondrial matrix; ribonucleoprotein granule
Molecular function (GO): RNA binding
Source: RefSeq, a predicted model, not a curated record